UCUUACAGAAAACUUCAGUUCAGCUCCCAGCACCUAUACUGUGGGGGAUCCAGGCUUCUGGACUCAAUGAGCACAUGCACUAAAGUGCAUGAACACACACAUUAAAAAUAAUGUAAAAUAACUGAGGGAGGGAAGCAAUCAAAUACGUACAGAGAAGAGUCGGAACUUGCUACCUUAAGUUCCCACCCGGACUCAUUUUCCUGCCCUCAGGAAGUGGGGGCUGUUUGAUUCCAGUUGCCGGAAGUGCUGUUUCUGCGUUUCUGGUGCACCGUGAGAUGGUGGCAAGACAUUGCUUCAAAUUCAGCCAUUCCCCUCAAUUGUAAAAAUACAUGAAUCAGAACUGCAUCGAAACUGGACAAAACUCUUGAGUAGACACCAGAAUGCUUUCCUUCAUUCAGAAAAUUUCUGGAGCAUCUUCAAAGAUGCUGAAGAACCCUUUUACAGUGAGACUCAGAGCCAGCAGAAUAGAUAUACUUUCUCCUAAGACAUGUCUUCUGCAGAACUUUUCCUCUUUGUCUCCAAGAACUUGGGUUUCCACGUCAUUUCAAGUGUGCGUGAGGAAGAUACAAUGCUAUCAUGUGUCACCAUGCAACUUUAAAAAGCAGCAGAAGGAGACAGUCCUUCCCCCCAAGAAACCAAGCACCAUCACUUACCUACGUGAUAGUCCAAAGCCAGCCUUAUAUAUAACUCUGGUGGGGUUAAUCCCCUUUACUGCUCCACCACUCCUCAUGGUGAUAACAAAGUCUUAUAUCCCCAUACUAGCUUUUACUCAGAUGGCUUAUGGAGCUGGUUUCCUAGCUUUCUUGGGAGGGGUCAGAUGGGGCUUUGCUCUGCCAGAAAGUAGUCCAGCCAAACCAGACUAUAUUAAUUUAGCUAGUAGUAUGAGUCCUGUUGUGUUUUCAUGGGUAGCCAUCCUAUUUUCUGAAAGACUCAAUGAAGCCAUAGUCACGUUAAUAAUAGGUUUAGGGAUAGCAUUACAUAAUGAGCUUUUCCUCUUGCCACAUUAUCCCAACUGGUUCAAAGCUUUAAGGGGCAUAAGUACUUUAGUGGCUUUUAUCUCAUUUGUAGUCACUUUAAUACUUGGAAAUAUUUAUCCAGAAAAAGGGCCCAAGAGACUUGGUCAAGUAGAAAUAUAAAACUACUUUCUUGAUAUUAUUCACAGUGUCUUUGGAGGCCAGAAGACUGUGUUGAAUCCCCUGGAGCUAGCGUUACAGGUAGUUCUGAGCCACUCAGUAUCUAGGCUGGGAACUAAACUUGGGUUCAUAGCAGUACAUAAUCUUGAAUAUUGAACCUCUAUCUCUACCCUGUAAAUCGGCAUUUUAGCAUCAUAAUUCUGUUCCUCUUGUUUGGCUCUUUUUUUCCCCCUCCCACUGAUAGGAAUUUAUUCUUCAUACAUAGUUUGCUUGUUUUUGUUUUUUUCUAAAGAAUAUUUCUUUCAGCCAGAUGGUAGUAUACAGCUUUUAUCCCAGCAGAAAGGAGGCAAAAGCAGGUGGCUCUCUUGAGUUUGAGGCCAGCCUGGUCUAUAGUGAGUUCCAGGACA
Arvicanthis niloticus (Nile rat) is the source of this 1540-nucleotide messenger RNA. RefSeq names its product transmembrane protein 69 (gene Tmem69). The record is from RefSeq and is a predicted model, not a curated record. NCBI's taxonomy places the organism in Eukaryota, Metazoa, Chordata, Mammalia, Rodentia, Muridae.